Abrus precatorius (Indian licorice) is the source of this 1503-nucleotide messenger RNA. Its product is annotated as sugar transport protein 13-like. The record is from RefSeq and is a predicted model, not a curated record. Bases 1 to 1503 code for a protein of 500 amino acids. Gene Ontology annotation, cellular component: membrane. Gene Ontology annotation, molecular function: monosaccharide transmembrane transporter activity. NCBI's taxonomy places the organism in Eukaryota, Viridiplantae, Streptophyta, Magnoliopsida, Fabales, Fabaceae. Gene Ontology annotation, biological process: monosaccharide transmembrane transport. The transcript has 5 exons.
AUGGCGGGAGGAUCAUUUGCCUCAACAUCUGGGACUCACUUUGAGUCUAAGAUCACAGCAUCUGUCAUAAUAUCUUGCAUAAUGGCCGCCACCGGUGGUCUUAUGUUCGGUUAUGAUAUUGGAAUUUCUGGUGGUGUGACAUCAAUGCCUGGCUUUCUAAGAAGGUUUUUCCCAGAAGUAUACAGAAGGACACAACAGCACGACGGGACUGAGAGUAACUACUGCAAAUAUGACAAUCAAAGCCUUCAAUUGUUCACAUCCUCUCUCUACCUAGCAGCAUUGGUAGCCACCAUGUUUGCUUCCCCGGUGACGAGGAAGUUAGGGCGCAAGCAAACUAUGUUGAUUGCUGGGAUUUUCUUCAUUGUCGGAACUGUGUUGAACGCUGUGGUAAAUAGCCUUGGGCUGCUUAUUUUAGGCAGGAUCCUUCUUGGCUGCGGUGUUGGUUUUGCUAAUCAGGCUGUGCCGUUGUUUCUUUCUGAGAUGGCACCCACAAGGAUUCGUGGAGCACUCAACAUCUUGUUCCAACUUAACUGCACAAUUGGAAUUCUGAUUGCAAACAUUGUCAACUGGUUUACUGCAAAGAUUAAAGCCGGAUAUGGGUGGAGGAUAUCAUUGGCCGUGGCAGGGGUUCCCGCAAUUAUGCUAACAAUAGGGGCCCUCAUUGUGGAUGACACUCCCAACAGUCUUAUUGAGAGGGGUUACGAGGAAGAAGGAAAGGCUGUGCUGAAGAAGAUUCGUGGUGUGGAAAAUGUUGAACCAGAGUUCCAGGAGAUCCUCAAAGCCAGUAAAGUGGCUAAAGAGGUCAAAAGUCCCUUCAAGGACAUCCUCAAGCGCCACAACCGUCCUCCAUUGGUCAUUGCCAUCUGCAUGCAGGUUUUCCAACAAUUCACUGGAAUCAACGCGAUCAUGUUCUAUGCUCCGGUGCUGUUCAACACCUUGGGAUUUCACAAUGACGCUUCCUUGUACUCAGCUGUGAUAACAGGAGCAGUGAAUGUGCUGUCGACCUUGGUGUCUAUCUACUUCGUGGACAAAGCUGGUCGGAAGGUGCUGCUGUUGGAAGCUUGUGCGCAAAUGCUUGUGUCGCAGGUGCUGAUUGCAGUAUUGUUGGGGCUGAAGGUACAAGACCACUCAAGUAGCUUGAGCAAAGGGUUUGCCAUAUUGGUGGUGGUGUUGGUCUGCACAUUCGUGUCAUCUUUUGCAUGGUCAUGGGGCCCACUUGGGUGGCUAAUUCCCAGUGAGAUAUUCCCACUAGAGACUAGGUCGGCGGGGCAGAGUGUGACGGUGUUCGUCAACAUGCUCUUCACCUUCAUUAUUGCACAGGCAUGCUUGUCCAUGAUGUGCACCCUCAAGUACGGCAUUUUCCUCUUUUUCUCCGCCUGGGUGGUUGUCAUGACCAUAUUCACAGUCUUUCUCAUUCCAGAGACAAGGAAUGUUCCCAUUGAAGAGAUGAGUGAGAAAGUGUGGAGAGAGCACUGGUUGUGGAAGAAAUAUAUGGAUGCAUGA